GCAGGCGCAGUACGGCGGCCAACGCCGGCCUGGGCCCGGCGCGCCUGCGGCCAACGGCUGCGGUCGGAUCUACGUCCCGCGCUGCUCCGGCGUACGAUACAGGGCCCGUGGAGCGAGGAGAGGCUGUUUUGGGACGAGGGGGUGUCCGCUGGGCCCCCGGCCUGAAGAAGGGAUGGGAGGGUGGUGAGGGUGUGGGGCUCUUGGCGUGAGCUGUGGUUUUGGUGUGGCGGUUCGGGGCCACAGGGCCCCGGCGCGGGAAAGCGGGGCUCCUACUGACGCUGCAGUGACAGCAGGCAGGCAUGGUCGGCUAUGACCCAGAGGCAAAGUGCGUCUCCACGGUGGAAGCAGCUGCAGCAGGGUCAGCAUCAGGCUUCGUCACUCGGGUGCUGAUCAGCCCUUUGGACGUCAUCAAGAUCCGCUUUCAGCUUCAAAUUGAGCGGCUCUCCUUCAAAACUCCAGGGGCUAAAUAUCAUGGCAUCUUGCAGGCUGCACGGCGCAUAUUCCAGGAGGAGGGGAUGCUAGCCUUCUGGAAGGGUCACGUUCCUGCACAGCUCCUUUCAGUUGGCUAUGGAGCUGUUCAGUUCAUGGCAUUUGAAAGCUUGACCAAACUGGUGCACAACGUCACCUCAUACAAUGCCCGCAAUUCCUUUGUGCACUUCAUCUGUGGUGGACUAUCAGCUUGCACAGCCACUGUUGCAGUUCAGCCUGUUGACACACUACGUACUCGUUUUGCUGCUCAGGGUGAGCCUAAGAUCUAUCAAAACCUUCACCAUGCAGUGGUGACCAUGUACCAGACAGAAGGGCCUCGGGCUUUCUAUAGAGGUCUGACCCCUACAAUCAUUGCUGUCUUCCCAUACGCCGGUUUCCAAUUCUCGUUCUACAAUAUUCUGCAACAGUUUUCAGAACGGAUGAUUCCAGAUGAAGGAAAAGAAGGAGGUAAUGUUAAAAACCUUGUUUGUGGCAGCUGUGCUGGAAUCAUCAGUAAAACCCUCACUUACCCUUUUGACCUGAUUAAAAAACGACUGCAAGUGGGUGGCUUUGAGCAUGCCCGAGCAGCCUUUGGGCAGGUGCGGAUAUAUAGGGGUCUGCUGGACUGCAUAAGGCAGAUCAUGCGAGAGGAGGGCCCGGGUGGAUUCUUUAAGGGCCUUUCACCCAGCUUGCUGAAGGCUGCUGUCUCUACUGGUCUCAUCUUCUUUACUUAUGAGCUGUUCUGCAGCCUGCUGUGUGCCCUGAAGAGUGCUGACAGCUCUAAGAGGAAGGGAGGCUGAAAGGGGCAUGUGUUUUGUCUACCUAGUCUAUCUAGUGUUCUCCUGCAGGAGGGAAACUGAAGGCUUUGCUCUGUCUUUAUCAUAUUGGAAAUGUCAGAGCACCCAGAACUCCACUAGCCCAUGGGAAAUGAUGUCCUGUGUCCAAGCAGGAGAUGAAGGUGACUGCGGUUCUGCUACAUGCACUGAAUUGCUUUACUGGAAGCUGUUACAGAGAGCAAUUCUUCGUUCUGUCUCCCCUGAUAUCAGUAUGCGUUUAGUGAGGAGGGGAACCAAGCAUACAACUAACUACCUGGCAGAGACUGUGCUCUGACAAGACACUUGGUAAACUGGGUCAAUGCCUGUGCUUGCCCUGGAUCACAGACGGGUCCUGGAUAGCUGGUGUUGCCUCACCAACAUAGCGCCGCUUAACGCUGCAUUUGCACAACUUUAUUUUCUUCCUUACAGCCUGCUCUUCGCAGCCUGUUCUUUUCUCUGUUGCACAGGCAGCUCCGCACCAGAUUGAAAAGACAGUUAAAACCACUUCAGCAUACACAGAUGCUUGGUUUUUGUUUUCUUUGCUGCUGGUUGUUUUUUCUCGAUUACAGCUCACUGGCUGUGCAAGUUGUAAACACAGCAUCUUUUAGUGGAUCAUGCUAACUCAAGCUUGUUCUCCCUUUAACUCUGGUCAGCUUGAUUGUAUCUUAAGUGCCAAUUUCUCUUCUGGAAUGUCUUUUCUCUCAAGAUUUUGCAUUGCCUCAGUUGUGCUUUUUACAAAUAAACCCAAAGGAGAAGAAUCCCACUCUGUGAAGUUUCAACGCACAAGCCCAAUUCUUACUUCAUAGUUUUUUGUUUCUCUGCUGCAUUGCAGUGAGUGAAUAAGUGCUGUGUAGAUUUAAAUUAGACUAUGUUGGAACAGUGAAGGAAAGUCCAGUGGAAACUAUACUAGAGUCUUUUUUUAAUAACAGUUUCCUGUGGCAUUUUUACAAUAAUCAGGGUGUUAAUCCCAAAUGGUCUGGUCAAAUUCCAGCAUGACCAAUUCCAUUCUGCUGACAUGAGCUUCUCAAGCAAUGCUGAUUGCGUAUCAGUGUUACUUAUCCUGAGCUAUCGUGAGAGGCUCUUUUUAAAAAGCUGCUGUUUCACUGGUGGAUGAGAUAUCCAGUGAAAUUCUUACUGCAGAUGAUUUUGAGAGCUAUUUAAAAUUUGAUUCACUGUGCGUUGUCAGAUAGGAGGCUGAUAUAUGAGCCUCUGACAGGGAGUUUUAAAUGCAUGCACUAAGAAAAUGGACAUGAAAAUACUGACAAGUUUUCUCAGAGUUCCUCAAUCCCACUGGCAUUUUCCUUUGUUACAUAGGCUCUAAUGAGAUCUCCUCAAAAUGUGCUUAAAAAUAUUUUGCCUUUGUUUAUUGUUUAUCUGUUAUUCUUGGAAGACCAUAAUGACUUGGAGUACAUCAAAACCAGUAGUGAACUGAGCCUCGUGAGAUCCUUCUGAGGCAGGGAAAUACUUUAUUUCAAAACAGGCAUAAACAGGUUGGGGUUGUUACUGUUUUUUGGCUACUGGUAGAGAGGAACGCUGUAGCAAGGACAGGACUGACUAUAGCAGUCUCCAUGCUGACUUAGACCUCCAUACCCCCAUAGAAAAUCUGGAGCCAUAUGUCCUAUUUAAACAUUACAAGACUCUUGUUUUCUGUGAAAGAGUGAUGUUCAGCUGCACACAAUAGAGGUAAACUGGGUAGUAACUCAGCAGUGAGAAAUGUAAGCUCUGGAACAGAGGAUGAUUUUCUUUGGUUGUCACAGGGGCAAAGAAUAAAGAGCACAGAACUGUUAAGAUUACGUCCCUUGAGUGUGCUGUGAGGCUUGAGGUCAUUCAGGCAAACUGCUUUAGGGUGUGUACUGCUUGCCUGCUCCAUGGAAGGGGCAGCGAUGGAGAGUAUAAGGCAGCCUCUUCUCCCUGGGAUAGAUUUCCUCCACAAUGCAUGACUUGCUUCCAGCAGGUGUCAGUGUUUAAGUUACGCCAGUCCAGCCUGGGCUCUGUAAGAGGCUCUCCUUGGGCAGAGCUUUGGCAUGCGACCUGUUUUAUAGAUCCGUUAUGGAGGCCGUUAGGCAUAAAUGUUAGAGGCUCAUUAAGGCAGCUGAUCUUUCAGUGAGUGGAGGAGAAAGAGGUGACAACCUCAACUGUAGAAUAUUGGAAGUUGCACCUAAGCAUUGCUUUGGUCAGCAGCAUCUGUCCAUGAGGAGUUUGGGAUGUGCACUUGGCAGACUGGGAGUUGCUGUUGGGGAACCACUAUAGCGGCAGUGUUGCUUUAGGGAGUGAGAGUGGUGUAAUGCAAAGAACAGGGCAGUAGCUCUUCUUUCUGACGCUGCCCUAGCAAAAGCCACAAACACCAUUCGAAACAAAAUUUCUAGAACUGGAAGAGUGGGAGACAGGAGAUAGCUUAGUCCCCUGGUUCUUCUGUACAAUAGAACAGAUUUUCUCUUAGAAGCUUUGCAGUUCAGUGCAGAUCCAAGUGAACCCUGUGGUGGUGACUUGCUGUGAGACCACCAGAGUCCAAAUGUUGGGAUAGCUGGGAUUCACUGACAUAACCCUGUCAGUAGGGAUUUGUGUUGCCUGAAAUUCACCUCUCAAGCUGCUCGGCUAUUACAUUUGUUUUCCUCCAGUGCCUUUUAUUGUGCUGAUGUCCAAAAGUACUUAGGCAGAGCAUUACAUCUAGGCUGGAUGUGGUUCUUGGUAGCCUGGUCUGGUGGUUGGUGACCCUGCCUGUGGCAGGGCAGUUGAAACAGGAUGAUCGUUGUGGUCCUUUUCAACCCAGGCCAUUCUAUGAUUGUGCGAUUGCACAAAUCACACUGUGGUAAUGGGAGUCCACUAUACCUGCCUGAGAUGGGAGAACCCUCAUGCACAAAUUCUGUGAUGAAUGCACUGUUU
Phasianus colchicus (ring-necked pheasant) is the source of this 4166-nucleotide messenger RNA. RefSeq names its product solute carrier family 25 member 19 (gene SLC25A19). The record is from RefSeq and is a predicted model, not a curated record. NCBI's taxonomy places the organism in Eukaryota, Metazoa, Chordata, Aves, Galliformes, Phasianidae. Gene Ontology annotation, biological process: transmembrane transport.